Saitoella complicata NRRL Y-17804 is the source of this 5067-nucleotide messenger RNA. RefSeq lists its product as uncharacterized. The transcript has a single exon. The record is from RefSeq and is a predicted model, not a curated record. Gene Ontology annotation, molecular function: lipid carrier activity; ABC-type transporter activity; ATP hydrolysis activity. Gene Ontology annotation, cellular component: membrane; intracellular membrane-bounded organelle. Gene Ontology annotation, biological process: transmembrane transport; lipid transport. The coding region runs from base 1 to 5067 and encodes 1688 amino acids. NCBI's taxonomy places the organism in Eukaryota, Fungi, Ascomycota, Saitoellomycetes, Saitoellales, Saitoellaceae.
AUGGUGCGCUCAAGCCUCUUCAUACGGCAAGUCCGCGCUCUCUGUCGUAAGAACUUGAUCCUGUUCACCCGCCACUGGUUCCUCAACUUGAUCCGCUGCCUCAUCCUUCCCGUCGCCUUCAUUGUCUUCUUGGGUGAAGCCCAGAACUUCUUUUCCAGGCCUGCGACGUAUGGGUUUGGGAAUGCUGCUGCGGUAAAGAAUUUCGCGACCGAGCUGGGGAGUGGGAAGUUUGUUUGGAUUGAUCGGACGGGGAGCUCGGGUGGGGAGGCGCAGAGGGUUGUGGAUAUUGUUACGGCGAGGGUGACGAGAGGGACUGUGGUGCAGCUGCAGACGAGUACGGAGCUCGCGGAACUGUGUCCGCAAAAUUUUAUUGGUGCGAGUCCUUGUUUUGCGGCGGUGGAGUUUAACCAGUUGGAUUUUACGACGAAUCAGUUCAACUACACCCUGCGGGCCGAUACAGGAAGUAACACUAUUCGUGUCGACACCAACUCCGGAUCGUUCGAACAAAAAGUGUUACCGCUGCAAUGGGCCAUCGACCAAGCGAUUUUUCAGAUCAGCAACCCCGGGGGAACACUACCCCCGACGCCGCUCGAACAACCAUAUACGCAAAUCUCAGACGAGGAUCGCAAAACUGAUAUGAGGCUUUCUUAUCUGAGUGGUGUACGUACGAUCCUAGCAUUGGCGUUCUUUAUUGGACAGUUGGGUGUUGUAUACCAGCUCGUUGGACACAUCGCGGAAGAGCGGGAAGCGCUCAUCACGGAUCUAUUGGAUUCGAUGUCUUGUCUUCGUACUGCACGGUUCGCGUCGUUUCAUCUCUCGUACUCGAUUAUGUUUCUUCCGUCGUGGAUCUUGAUGGGUGUUACCUUGGCGCUCACGUGUUUCACGAAGACGAACAUCGGUUUGGUCAUCGUCUUCCACUUCCUCAACGGUUUCGCGUUGACGUCGUGGUCACUCUUCGCGGGGUCCUGGUUCCGGAAAGCCCAGAUGUCGGGUAUCUCUGCGACCAUCGCAGCGGUCAUCAUGGCCAUCAUCGCACAAGUCAUCAAAGACCGCUCCUCAGGCUCCGUCAUCAUUUUGUCGCUGAUAUUCCCGCCUAUGACAUAUAUCUUUGGUACACUUAUCAUGACACACUGGGAGCGCGAGUUAUUGGCGACGAAUGUCGUGCAGAAGGGACCGAGUGGGGCGACAAUGUUGGGGGUGAUCAUCAUGUUGUUGGUACAGAUCGUGGUGUACCCUUUUUUGGCGGCGAUGGUUGAGGAUAGGAUGUUCCAUGGUGGUUUUUUCCGGACGUUCAGGAGGAGUAAGGCGAGUGUUGAGGAGGUCGAGGAUAUUGAUGGUGCGGCGGUGGUUAUUCGUGGGUUGAAUAAGGAUUAUGUACCGAGGGCUAUGUUCAGGAAGGAACAGGCGAAGAGGAAUACGGUGCAUGCAGUCAAGGAUCUGUCACUUACUGUGCACAAGGGACAGGUAUAUGGUCUCCUUGGUGCGAACGGCUCUGGAAAGUCGACGACGCUGGGUAUGAUCUCUGGAUCUAUCUCCAUCACUUCGGGGAGUAUCAUCAUUGACGGAAACCCAAGAUUGGAGGGGAAGCAUCUCCCGCAGGGGAUUCUGGGAGUGUGUCCGCAGAAGAACGUCAUUUGGGAUACGUUGACGGUACGCCAACAUGUCGAGAUUUGGCAGGCGAUCAAGGGUGAUGCCGGAUCGGUUGAGGUGGAGGAUAUCGAUGACUUGAUUGACCGCUGUGAUUUGAGUCCGAAGGCACAGUUCUUGGCGAGCAACCUCUCUGGUGGACAAAAACGCAAACUCGGUCUCGCGAUCUGCUUUGUCGGUGGCUCACGUGUCUGUCUCCUCGACGAGAUCUCAUCCGGUCUCGAUCCCGUAUCUCGACACGUUAUCUGGAACAUUAUCUUGCACAUGCGUGGACAGAGGACGAUGAUCAUGACGAGUCAUUUCUUGGAUGAGUGUGAUGUACUGUGUGAUGAUAUUGCUAUCUUGUCGAAGGGACAGUUACAGGCACAGGGGAGUUCGGUUGAGUUGAAGGCGAGGUUGGGGGAGGGGUGGAGUGUGGUUGUGAAGAGGGUUGAAAAUCAGAGUGUCGACGCGGAGGUGUCGUGGAUGGGUCACGAUGGAACGCAGGAGGGUAUGGUUCAGAUGAGUCCUGUUGGGGAUGAUAUGCGGGAUGUUGCGGCUGUCGUACAGAGCGUGGUGCCGACAGCGGUACAAAAGGUUGUCGUACCGGGUGAAUCCGUGUUUCGUCUGCGUACUUCGGACCCAGUACUGGUCGCUAGAGUCAUGCAAGUUCUCGAUGAAAAGAAGGAGCAGCUGAGGCUUGAGAGCUGUGAUCUUUCGGGACCGACGUUGGAGGAUGUCUUCUUGAGGAUCAUGGAGGGGGUUAAGGCACGCGAGGAGCAGGAUAAGGAGGCAUUGCUUGAUUCGUCUUUUGCGAUCAACUCGGAAGACGAGAUCUCGAAGGAUGGGGCGAUGCCUAUUAUCAUGCCGGCACAUUCGAGAUCGGAGAGCUCUGACCCGAUUAACGUGAUUGGGGGAGCAACUACGGCACCUUCGUCCUCGACUGUGAACGAUGCUUCUGCGGUCACCAAAGCUUUGGAUCUGUCUGAUGGCCGUCGUACCGGUGUCUGGGAACAGACUAUUUUCGUUCUCGGGAAGCGAUGGCUAAUCAUGACCCGUGGGUGGUUCUCCUUCAUUGCACCUUUGUUGGUGGUAGUAUUCGCUUGUGGUAUCAGUACUGUGUUCAUCAACAGCGGCUACAACCCGGGCUGUGAUGUCGUAUACCGUGAUAACUCGGACGUCGAUCUUACGUUCCCGAUGUAUGACGGGGUUCCAUUUGUUGUGGCUCCAUCUGCCAACAUCCUGAGUUCCUUGUUAAACAGUACGAGCGCUGCGUUGCUUGCAAGUGCAGGCUCUGCGUCCCUUCAACGGAGACAGAGCACGGACUUGGCGAGCAGUCUGGAGAAUGCACCAUUCCUUUCAUUGGCCAAUUCGACUGCCAACCUUACCUUCAAGGUUAUCGCGGAGGAUUCCCAGAGGGCUAUGAGCUCUCUGAUUGAGGCGAAUCGAGAAAACCUUGAUUCUGGUGGACUACAUAUUGACAUCGCCACCUCUCAAGCUACCUUCACCUGGCUUGCUGAGUACUCCGGUUUGAACGGUCCGUCUCUGCUCAACCUCGCUGACAACAUCUUGUACAACGAUGCCACUGGCUCUUCCGGCUUGCACAUCAAUACCUACUUCAGAUGGUUUGAGUCGAAGAGGCUUGGUGAUACCGGCAAAUCCUUGCAGUUCAUCGUGUUCUUUGGUUUGUCUUGGGCUGUGUAUCCUGCAUUCGCAGCCUUAUAUCCGACACGGGAGCGCCUGAAGGCCGUCAAGGCUUUCCAGUUCUCUAAUGGAAUGAAGUCAACUUCAUUGUGGCUUGGCCACUUCCUGUACGAGCUGCCCAUGAUCUUGCUUAGCAGCACCGUUGUGGUGAUUCUUUUUGCUGCUAUCACGCCUGGCACAUGGAACGCAUUGGGUCUUCUUUGGCUUGUCCUUGUUUUUUACAGCACCGCGUCUGUUCUGUUAGCCUUUAUCGUCUCGCUGUUUGCGACUUCGCAAUUAGCCGCUUUCGCUCUCAGCGCCGGAACAGGCUGUGUAUACUUCCUCCUCUACGUUGCUGGGUACUUGUUGACCUUGACAUACGCACCAGCGUUGCAUUCUGAGCAGGAUUUGAGGGUGAUUCACUACACCAUGUCGCUGCUGUUCCCCAUCGCUUCGCUCAUCAAAGCAGCGUUCGUUUCGUUGAACGCCUUUGCCUUGGCAUGUGAUGGGAACAAGCUUGCAGGAUAUUUCGGCGGUAUCGAUUAUUUCGGUGGACCUAUCCUUUACCUGAUCUUGCAAUCACUUUUGUACUUUGGAAUCUUGAUCUGGUACGACAGUGGUCGUUGGCGUCCACGUAAGGGGGAACGGACCGUAGUGGGUGAGAGUACAGAAGCUGGUCGCUUCGCUGACACAGUCAAUGAGGAUGUCGCAGCUGAGGCAGCGCGUAUCGACAGUCAUCCUGAUGAUGUACUGCAGGUCAGCCAUCUGGUAAAGACCUUCAAGGAGACUGUUGCCGUCAAUGACAUCUCCUUUGGUGUCAGCCGGGGUAGUUGCUUCGCUCUGCUUGGACCGAACGGUGCUGGAAAGACUACGACCUUUUCCAUGCUCCGUGGUGAGUUGGGCCCAGACAGUGGUGACGCAAGCAUUGCCGGGAUCUCGAUUUCUCAGAACCGUAACGAAGCCAGGCAAUACCUUGGUGUGUGUCCUCAGUUUGACGCCAUGGACUCCUUGACAGUCCGAGAGCACCUUGCGUUCUACGCGCGGAUCAAGGGUAUUCCUAAGUCCGAGGUUGUACGAAAUGUGGAGGUUAUCAUCGAGGCUGUGGGCUUGACACCGUUUGCUACGAGACUUGGUGACAAGUUAUCUGGUGGUAAUCAGCGUAAGCUCACUCUGGGUUCUGCUUUGCUUGGUAAUCCCACAUGCUUGCUCAUUGACGAAGCGUCAUCUGGGAUGGAUGCCGCCAGUAAGCGAGUGAUGUGGAAGACGAUUGCGAAGGUCACUCCUGGUCGUGCGAUCGUCAUCACCACUCAUUCAAUGGAGGAGGCUGAUGCUUUGGCGAACCGUUCUGGCAUCCUCGCUAAGAGAUUCUUGGCCUUUGGCACCAUUAGGGACCUAAAGGAGAAGUACGGUGCUGGUUAUUCGGUCGCUUGUGCUUGCGAGUCACCCGGUGACGUCGAGCUCUUGACUAAGUCUGUGAGGGAGCGCUAUCCGGAUGCCAUUAUUGGUGGCCAAGUAUACGGGACGAAUGUGAAAUACCGCAUCCCUAAAGGUGCUGCGAGUGUUGCGGAUAUAUUCAAGCAUAUGGAGCAUAUUCGGUCGGUCAUUUUGCCAGCAUUGAAGUAUUCCGUUAGUGGAGCUACGUUGGAGGAGGUGUUUGUUAGCGUGGUGGAGAAGAACAACAUCAAGGAAGAGGGAGCUGACCCGGAGCCCACGAAAGUGAAGCGUGGGUGGCGACGCUUUGUAGCAGGCUCGGCAUGA